This is a messenger RNA of Sinocyclocheilus grahami, 338 nucleotides long. Its product is annotated as cx9C motif-containing protein 4-like. NCBI's taxonomy places the organism in Eukaryota, Metazoa, Chordata, Actinopteri, Cypriniformes, Cyprinidae. Gene Ontology annotation, cellular component: mitochondrial intermembrane space. The transcript is spliced from 2 exons. The record is from RefSeq and is a predicted model, not a curated record. The coding region runs from base 198 to 338 and encodes 46 amino acids.
GUACUGAAUGUGAAACGUCCUGCAGUUGUGAUAUGUUGUGCUGUUUAUUUCGCUGACAAUAAAGAAGAAAUUUGGAGUUGCACAGUCAGCUGCACGCCGGUGACGUCGCUGUUCAUGCGUUUACAAAAAGUGACAGCUUCAACUGGAAUUCAUUUUCCCUCGAAGCUGCAGCUUGCAUGUACGUAUCUUAAAAUAAGAUGCCACAGAAAGAUCCUUGUCAAAAACAGGCAUGUGCCAUACAGAGAUGUUUACAAGCCAACAAAUACAUUGAAAGCCUUUGUGAGGAUGUGAUUCAAGCCAUGAGGAAGUGUUGUUUUUCUGUGUUCAAAAUUUGCUAG